Molecule: messenger RNA, 669 nt
Organism: Hyphopichia burtonii NRRL Y-1933
Lineage: Eukaryota; Fungi; Ascomycota; Pichiomycetes; Serinales; Debaryomycetaceae
Exons: 1
Coding region: 120-560 (146 amino acids)
Source: RefSeq, a predicted model, not a curated record
CCACGUCGUAUUUUUCCCGUAAAGUCUAGCAAAUCCAGAAAAUAAUUGGUGGAGUGCUUUGUCUAUAAUUAGGCUUUGUUCAAAAUUAGAAUGAUUUCGCAACCUCUGAGUACUAGUAUAUGAUCAUUCCUCAGAUCAGUCCCUCCUCCUCCUCUUCCUCUUCCUCUUCCUCCACCCACUACCGGCAAAGCGAACUCCAUCCCCUAAAAUUUCUUGAGGGAAUUCUCUCAAUGAAACCCGAGACUGCAAAAGGUAAAAAAUCCGUAGGUGAUUGUUUUUCCUUUCUUUUAUGGGGGAAAAACUCAAUGGUGCGUCUCGGGGACGCACCAUUUUUUUGGGGUUACAUUUGGCGAAUCCAGUCCUCUGUGUUCAGAUGGGUCGCUUUUUUUAUCACAGUAUCAUCGGUGUCGGUAGGAGGAGGCCGUUCAGUUCAGUGGGUCAUUUCAGUGGGUCAUUUCAGUGGGUCAGUUCAUUGGUUUAGUGAAGAGAUCUUCUGUCAAUUGUCUCAGAUAGUUGAGGUUUCAUGCAAGACGCACCCCGCGUUUCGCUUUUCCGCUUAAACUUUUACUAAGAAUUCGAUAAUUCAAAGAUACUUCAAGCCUUGCUUUUGUGGGGGAACAAUGGUUGGGUGGGAUGGACGAAGGUUGGAGCAUUGCACCAGAACAGGUA